Alligator sinensis (Chinese alligator) is the source of this 3716-nucleotide messenger RNA. It is a transcript of the gene PPFIBP1, whose product is annotated as PPFIA binding protein 1. Gene Ontology annotation, cellular component: presynaptic active zone. The coding region runs from base 284 to 3346 and encodes 1020 amino acids. Lineage: Eukaryota; Metazoa; Chordata; Crocodylia; Alligatoridae. The transcript has 31 exons. Gene Ontology annotation, molecular function: protein binding. The record is from RefSeq and is a predicted model, not a curated record. Gene Ontology annotation, biological process: neuromuscular junction development.
CCGCCCUGUGGCGGCCUGGCUCGCGGGCGCGGCGCGGACGCCAGGGCUGGGCGGCGGUGGCAGCAGCAAGUAGAAGUAGAAGUAGAAGUAAAAGUAGAAGUUCCGCCGCGGCCCCGCGCGCAGUGUCAAAAGUUUAUAUGGAUUAGUUGCACAGUUUCAAGAGCUUUGGUGAAAAUCUGCAUAAAGGCUCCUUUCCAGUAUGGGGAAACUGAGUGAGAAGAGGUUAAACGACUUCCCUGGGCUGUGAGGGUUUAGCAGUGACUGUUUUUUGAGAAGCAAGAAAAUGAUGAGUGAUGCAAGUGACAUGCUGGCUGCAGCUUUGGAACAGAUGGAUGGCAUCAUUGCAGGCUCCAAGGCUUUGGAGUAUUCCAAUGGCAUAUUUGAUUGUCAGUCUCCUACGUCCCCAUUCAUGGGGAGCCUGCGAGCACUGCACCUUGUGGAGGAUUUGCGUGGCUUAUUGGAGAUGAUGGAAGCAGAUGAAAGAGAAGGGUUGCGAUGUCAAGUCCCAGAUUCAACAGCAGAAACACUGAUUGAAUGGCUUCAGAGUCAAAUGACUAAUGGACAUAUAUCUGGUAAUGGUGAUGUAUAUCAAGAAAGGCUAGCACGGUUGGAAAAUGAUAAGGAAUCUCUUGUUUUGCAAGUAAGCGUGCUUACUGAUCAAGUGGAGGCUCAGGGAGAAAAGAUUCGAGAUUUGGAGUUCUGUCUAGAGGAACACAGGGAGAAGCUGAAUGCUACAGAAGAGAUGCUACAACAGGAGCUAUUGAGCAGAACAUCCCUUGAAACACAGAAACUGGAUCUUACGGCAGAAAUUUCCAAUUUGAAGCUAAAGCUAACCUCUGUAGAGAAGGACAGAUCAGACUAUGAAGUUACAUUCAGAGACACAGAGGGUUUGAUUCAAGAAAUCCAUGAAUUACAAUUAAAAGUGGGAGAAAUGGACAAUGAACGGCUUCAGUAUGAGAAAAAGCUUAAAACUACUAAGUCUUUAAUGGCCAAACUUUCUAGCAUGAAAAUCAAAGUGGGUCAGAUGCAGUAUGAAAAGCAGCGGAUGGAGCAAAAAUGCCACAUGUUAAAGGAUGAACUGGCAUCUUUGAAAGAGCAAUUGGAACAGAAGGAGGAAGAGGUAAAAAAUCUACAAGAGAAACUGGUUUGCAAGAUGAAAGGAGGAGGAGUUGAUUUAAUUGACAGAGAUGAAAACUGUAAAAAGAAGCUCAAAGAUAAAAAUAUGGAGGUGCAGAAAAUGAAGAAGGCCGUGGAAUCUCUAAUGGCAGCAAAUGAAGAAAAGGAUCGGAAGAUAGAAGAACUUCGACAAUCCCUCAAUCGGUAUAAAAAAGUGCAAGACAUGGUCAUACUGGCUCAAGGUAAAAAAGGCAAAGAAGGUGAAUAUGAAGAGUUUGUGAAUUCAGGAUCUGUUUCAGCAGUUUUAUUGGAUGCACAGAAUCUAAUUGAUCCAGAAAAGAGCCUGUCCCUGACUCCAGUAAUUGGCUCUCCAGGUUGCGAAGAGUAUAGUGUGAGCUUCCUCGAAGAGAAUUCCCUCCAGGUCCACACCAGCAUCUUGCAGGUCUCAAUCCCUUCUUUUUCAUCAACACCAAAAAGCUCCAAAGCAGGUGCAGAAAAAGUAAAAGCACAGCUGAACCCAGAAAUUACAAGUGAAACAAGAACUUCAGCCCUGCAGAAAUCCAGCAGUCUGGACAAUUUGAAGAAAGAGACAUCACAAGUGGACAUAGAACCUGUGCAGAAGCCAGAAGAGAAUAAAGCUCCAGCAGGUGGUGGUAAAUUUGGAAACCUCCCUCCAAAAUCCCCGACUCAAGGUAGCAUCGGAGAGGAGGACGGUUUUGGCACACGUAAAGCCAGAUCUUCAUUUGGCCGCGGCUUUUUCAAGAUAAAAAAUAACAAGAGGACAGCAAGCGCCCCCAAUUUGGAUCGCAGUCGAAGUGCAAGCGCGCCUACCUUAGCUGAAACAGAGAAGGGAUCUGCAGAUCACUUGGAUCUGGCUGGUUUGUCCCCUCAGCCAAAAGAAACCGAUAGUGUGCAACUGUCUCCACCUUCACCUGACUCCAAAAAGAAGGCCAGAGGAAUCAAGAAAUUAUUUGGAAAACUCAGAAGAAGUCAGUCUACCACAUUUAACCCAGAAGAUAUAUCUGAGACAGAGUUCAAAAGAGGAGGGACAAGAGCGACAGCUGGACCAAGACUGGGCUGGUCUCGAGACCUUGGACAGUCUCGCAAUGACCUGGAUAUGCCAUUUGCUAAAUGGACAAAGGAGAAAGUUUGCAACUGGCUUCAGGACCAAGGUUUGGGUUCAUACAUAAAUAAUGGCAAACACUGGAUACUCUCUGGGCAAACCCUCUUGCAAGCUUCUCAGCAAGAUCUGGAAAAGGAACUUGGGAUAAAGCAUCCACUCCAUCGAAAAAAACUUCAGCUUGCUCUUCAGGCACUCGGGUCUGAAGAAGAAAACAAUCAUGGAAAACUGGAUUAUCACUGGGUCACCAGGUGGUUGGAUGAUAUUGGACUUCCCCAGUAUAAGACUCAGUUUGAUGAAGGGAAGGUGGAUGGUCGAAUGCUGCAUUACAUGAGUGUAGAUGAUUUGCUGUCCUUGAAAGUUGUUAGUGUUCUCCAUCACCUUAGCAUCAAAAGAGCCAUUCAGGUCCUGAGGAUAAACAACUUUGAACCCAACUGUCUGCGCAGAAGGCCGUCGGAUGAGAAUAACAUCACGCCAUCUGAAGUAACUCAAUGGACAAAUCAUCGUGUGAUGGAGUGGUUACGUUCAGUUGACCUCGCAGAAUAUGCCCCUAAUCUGAGAGGGAGCGGUGUGCAUGGUGGACUGAUGGUCUUGGAGCCCCGUUUCAAUGUUGAAACAAUGGCUCAGUUGUUAAACAUCCCACCAAACAAGACAUUGCUGAGACGUCAUUUGGCAACCCACUUCAAUCUACUUAUUGGCCAGGAGGCCCAACUGCAAAAGUGUGAAACCAUGGAAUCUCCAGACUAUGUCCUUUUAACUGCUACUGCCAAAGUGAAGCCAAAGAAACUUGCCUUCAGCAAUUUUGGGAGUCUGAGAAAAAAGAAGCAAGAUGAUGUGGAAGAGUAUGCGUGUCCGAUGGAGUUGGGACAGGCAUCAGGAAUUGGAGCCAAGAAGGGGUUUAAACCUGGUUUGGAUAUCCGAGUGUAUGAUGACGAUGAUUUGGAUCGGCUAGAGCAGAUGGAAGAUUCAGAAGGGACUGUGAGGCAGAUAGGAGCAUUCUCUGAAGGCAUCAACAACUUGACUCACAUGCUGAAGGAGGAUGAAAUGUUUAAAGACUUUUCCACCCUCUCCCCUAGUGCCAGUAUAACAGAUGAAGAUUCAAAUGUGUGAUGAUAACUACCAGACACUGAUAAAGAGUUCUGUGAUGGGCAGCAGAACAUGUACAUUACAUUGCUCUUGCUUCUGUUUGUUAGAAGUGACAUUUUUUGGGUGGUUAGGGAGAAAAGGUGCCUAUUCUAAAGUUGCCAUAAGAAAACCACAAGACCCUGGUGAAUGGCAGUAUCGUUGCUUUACUAUAUCUAAUGUCCAAACCUGUGCCAUAUUUCAAAGUAUUGCAUUUAAAAAUAGUAUGUUACCAUAAUGCUCCUUUAUUCUUAUUCAUGUCACCUUGUACUGUUUCAGAAUAACAUAGGUUAUUAAGUAGAGAGAGAAUCCAAUUUGUAGAUAUUCUGCCUCAGCCUUUACUGCAACUUUCAGCUGA